CUCAGCUGCAGUUCACUCCGAAACCACCCAGCACGACAAUAUGCUGUUAUUUGUUACGUUUCUCGCCUUUGCCGGUGCUACAUAUGCUCAACACCCCUCCGGAAAUUCAGAAGUAUUUGACUAUACAAGUUGUUACUGUUGGAGAUAUGAAGUAUUCUGCAGAACUGAGGAUUCAGACUGGCAGUGGGCUAAGGACGAAUGCGAAAGCAUGGGUGGUUGGUUAGCGACUAUCGACAAGAAGAAGACUCACCAAGAAAUACGAAAACUAAUCCGUGCGCACGCUGACAAUAAAGCUUGUAGUAACUACGGAUUCUGGAUUGGUCUACAUGAUGCUAGUGAUCCAAAAACAUCCAGACAUAAAAUGCAACCUGAAAAGUUUUCGUGGGUGCACGAACAGUGCCACGAUUUCCAAGCCUGGGAAAAGAAUGAACCCAAUGAUAAUAAUAAACAGGACAGUAAUGGACAGAAUUGCGUUCAGUUGUGGUACAGACCAUCGAAAAAAGGUAACUUUGAUGAUGAAUACUGUGGUGAACCGAAGGGAUACGUCUGUCAGUUUGAAGAAGAAUGUCCAUGUAUUAAUCAAGCCGUGGAGUAAGACGUAAUUGGUGAUAAGUCGGAACAAGCCAAACACAUUCGCUGUAUUCACCAAGCCAAUAGUGAGAAUGUUAGAAAAAAAUGAAAUAUGGCGUCUUGCCAAUAUAUGAUGCAUAAUUAUAAGUUUAUAUCUUAGAAAUGAAAGUACGAUUCUGUAUCACAACAUCAAUGUAAUGUUACAAAUAUUUUGGGUUGCUUUGAAUAAGAAUAAAACAGAUUAGACCGUGGA
This is a messenger RNA of Saccoglossus kowalevskii, 823 nucleotides long. Its product is annotated as perlucin-like protein. The record is from RefSeq and is a predicted model, not a curated record. Lineage: Eukaryota; Metazoa; Hemichordata; Enteropneusta; Harrimaniidae.